GAUGUGGUGCCACAAGUUGUUGCUCCUACAAAGCAGGCUCCAGAAUUUGAUGAAGAGAGGAGACAUAGGUCAAUCUCUUCAUCUGUCCAACUUUAAAAGUUUAUUUUCAUUAUCCAUCCAUUGGUGCCAUACGGCUUCCAAGUCUGUGAAUUGUACUUGGCACCAACAUGAAGAUCAUUUGGAACUGCAAUAUUCUAGCACUGUGAUGCGCUUUGAUUAUGUCUGGCUUCGAGACCACUGCCGCUCAGCAUCAUGCUAUAAUUCUAAGACUCACCAGCGGAGCUUGGACACUGCCAGUGUGGAUUUAUGUAUCAAACCAAAGACCAUUCGUCUAGAUGAAACCACACUCUUUUUUACUUGGCCAGAUGGUCAUGUGACUAGAUAUGAUCUGGAUUGGCUGGUGAAAAAUAGCUAUGAAGGGCAGAAACAAAAAGUUAUCCACCCUAGAAUAUUAUGGAAUGCUAAAGUCUACCAACAAGCCCAGGUUCCAUCUGUUGAUUUCCAGAGUUUCUUAGAAACAAAUGAUGAAGUGAAGAAGUUUCUGCAGAACUUUCUGCUAUAUGGAAUUGCAUUUGUAGAAAAUGUCCCUCCCACUCAAGAACACACAGAGAAGUUGGCGGAAAGGAUCAGUUUAAUCAGAGAAACCAUCUAUGGAAGGAUGUGGUAUUUCACUUCAGAUUUUUCCAGAGGUGACACUGCAUACACCAAGCUAGCUCUAGAUCGGCACACUGAUACUACCUACUUUCAAGAGCCCUGUGGCAUUCAAGUAUUUCAUUGUCUUAAACAUGAAGGAACAGGUGGCAGGACACUGUUAGUAGAUGGAUUCUAUGCAGCACAACAAGUACUUCAAAAAGCACCUAAGGAAUUCGAACUCCUCAGCAAAGUGCCAUUGAAGCAUGAGUAUAUUGAAAAUGUUGGAGAAUGUCACAACCACAUGAUUGGGGUUGGGCCAGUCUUAAAUAUCUACCCAUGGAAUAAAGAGCUCUAUUUGAUCAGGUACAACAACUAUGACCGGGCUGUCAUCAACACCGUGCCUUAUGAUGUUGUCCAUCGUUGGUAUAUAGCACACAGAACCCUAACAACUGAGUUGAGAAGGCCUGAGAAUGAGCUCUGGGUCAAACUGAAGCCUGGAAAGGUACUAUUUAUAGACAAUUGGCGAGUCCUUCAUGGCAGGGAAUCAUUCACUGGGUACCGCCAACUCUGUGGCUGCUAUUUAACAAGAGAUGAUGUAUUGAACACUGCUCGUUUCUUGGGGCUUCAUGCUUAAAAUUAAAAGCACUGGGAUUAUGAGUACACUCGGCACCCUGCUACCAGAAUUUUGUAUCAAUAACACAAUAUUGUAUCAAAAUUGGUUUCAUUUUCUUACUUUACUAGGAGAAACCUGUUAAAGAAAGGGGACUUCUGAUUUAUCUAAUGUCAGCCAUCUAGUAGGGUAGCUAUCUUCCCAAGUUAUAAUAUGAUCCUACUCUUUUCCUAAACUUUUUGAUGUAAUUAUAAACACUGUACUUAUGAAAUGUAAUCUCCAUACUAAAAGGAAACCAAUAACAUUAUGUAAUUUGUCUUCAGCUAAAUCAGAAUUCAAUGCAUUCUAGAAAUGACAAAGUAUUGAUAAAGCAACAUGUGUAAAAAUUUUUCUUUUAUAAUUCAUUUGACUAAUAAUAUGUGCUUACUUGUAUUUUGAAUAUAUCCUGUGAUAUUUUCCAGUUCCUUCCAAUUUCAGCAGAUAAUGGGUUAUUGAUUUUCUUUUUAAUGACUGAAUAGUAUUCCAUUCUGCCACAUUUUUGUUACUUGUUAAUGGAAAACAAGGUUGAUUCCUUAUUUUAGCUACUAUGGAUAAUAUUGACAAAUAUGGGUAUGCAGAAAUGCUGAUACACAGGUUUAAUUUUACUUUGGUAUGUAAUAUACCCAGAAAGGGCAUGUGGAUAAUAAUAAGUAGUUUUAUAUUUUAACAUUUUUUAAAGCUAUGUACUGUUUCCCAUAAACACUAUACUAAUUUAUAUUCUCACUGUUAGUACAAUAGCGUUAUUUUCAGCAUAUAGCCUCAAUAACUUUUGUGCUUUUUGGUGCUGAUUAUUGCAAUUCUAGUUAGAUCAAAAUGAUAUCUCAUUGUGGUUUGAAUUGGCUUCUUCCUGAAGACUGGUGAUGUAUAGCGACUUUUCAGAUACCUCUUGACCAUUUUAUGUGUUCUUUUGAGAAAUGUCAAUCAAGAAUUUUUGCCAAUUUUAGUUGUUUCUACUUUAGCUAUUAAAAUUUUGAAGUCCCCUAUAUAUUCAAACAGCCUUACCAUUUCAGAAAUAUACUUAAUAAACCAUUUAUCUCAUUCUA
Molecule: messenger RNA, 2325 nt
Organism: Onychomys torridus (southern grasshopper mouse)
Lineage: Eukaryota; Metazoa; Chordata; Mammalia; Rodentia; Cricetidae
Gene: Tmlhe
Product: trimethyllysine hydroxylase, epsilon
Exons: 7
Coding region: 2-1267 (421 amino acids)
Biological process (GO): carnitine biosynthetic process
Cellular component (GO): mitochondrion
Molecular function (GO): iron ion binding; trimethyllysine dioxygenase activity
Source: RefSeq, a predicted model, not a curated record